AUGGAUCCUGAGCCACUUCCGGCCACCUGGACAUACCUUCUACCCCCGGGACACGGGCUUGACCGCUCUAUGAUUAUCCGGGGAGCUGAGGGCGGAUUAUUGUCAUGUACGAGUCGACCUAUCCCCACUGCCCCCCGGAUCAGUGGUGUCGAUAGAAUCUUCGGCCAAAAAUGCUCGCGCUGCACGCUGCCGCUGCACUCGACGGAGAUGGUGUUCCGCUCCAGAACCGGCGCCUACCACCCGCAGUGCUUUCGGUGUUUGCACUGUAGCAAGGAGCUGCAAACGGGCGACAAAUACGUGAACGUGGAGAAUCAACUGUUUUGCUUCGAAGACUACCAAGCACUUGUCUUCCAAAAUCAAUUAGCAUCUGGCCUUCAAAUCGAGUUCUACGAGCAAAACGACUCAAACAGAAAAACGCCAAAGCGGCCAAGGACCAUCCUGAAUGCAGUGCAACGGAAACAGUUUAAGGCGGCUUUUGAGAAAAGCUCAAAACCUUGUAGGAAGGUCCGUGAGCAACUAGCCAAAGAAACCGGCCUCAGCGUCCGUGUCGUCCAAGUCUGGUUCCAGAACCAACGAGCAAAGAUCAAGAAAAUGUCGCGAAAAGAGGGGGAUAAGAUUGGGCAAUGCGGGGACUCGGAGGGGAAAUCGAUUGAGGAUCAGAAGAGUGACAGCGAUGAUGAUUCCGAAACGGAAACCUGCCAUUCUGGGAUGACAAACACUGCCGAAUCAGCCCACAUCCACCGGCCCGAGCCGCAAUUCCCGGACCAUUUGAGCCGACUCUACGAGAUGCAGAGCACUUAUUUUCAAUUUGGA
Molecule: messenger RNA, 813 nt
Organism: Mesorhabditis spiculigera
Lineage: Eukaryota; Metazoa; Nematoda; Chromadorea; Rhabditida; Rhabditidae
Source: the annotation of a GenBank genome assembly